AUGUCGACUGAUCAUCAAGAGGCUGAUAUCGAUUCUAUUGUUGAUAGAUUAUUAGAAGUAAGAGGUUCAAGACCAGGUAGACAAGUCACACUUUUAGAACAUGAAAUUCGUUAUCUUUGUACAAAGGCAAGAGAAAUUUUUAUUCAACAACCAAUAUUAUUAGAGUUAGAAGCUCCAAUAAAGAUUUGUGGAGAUAUUCAUGGUCAAUAUUAUGAUUUAUUACGAUUAUUUGAAUAUGGUGGAUUCCCACCAGAAGCAAAUUAUUUAUUUUUAGGAGAUUAUGUUGAUCGUGGGAAACAAUCACUUGAAACUAUUUGUCUUUUAUUAGCUUAUAAAAUUAAAUAUCCAGAAAACUUUUUCAUCUUGAGAGGUAAUCAUGAAUGUGCAUCCAUUAAUCGUAUUUAUGGUUUUUAUGAUGAAUGUAAAAGAAGAUAUAAUAUUAAAUUAUGGAAGACUUUUACUGAUUGUUUUAAUUGUUUACCAAUCGCAGCAAUUAUUGAUGAAAAGAUUUUUACCAUGCAUGGAGGUUUAUCACCAGAUUUAAAUUCAAUGGAACAAAUUAGAAGAGUAAUGAGACCAACAGAUAUUCCUGAUGUUGGUUUGCUAUGUGAUUUAUUAUGGUCAGAUCCAGAUAAAGAUAUUACUGGAUGGUCAGAAAAUGAUCGUGGUGUUUCUUUUACAUUUGGUCCUGAUGUUGUGAGUAGAUUUUUACAAAAACAUGAUAUGGAUUUAAUUUGUCGUGCUCAUCAAGUUGUUGAAGAUGGUUAUGAAUUCUUUUCAAAGAGACAAUUGGUUACAUUAUUCUCAGCUCCUAAUUAUUGUGGUGAAUUCGAUAAUGCCGGGGCGAUGAUGUCUGUAGAUGAAAGCUUAUUAUGUUCAUUCCAAAUCUUAAAACCAGCUGAUAAGAAACCAAGAUAUCCACCUUCUAAUGUCGCUAAUAAUAGACCAGGAGCGGCAGCAAGAAAACCAAAAAAGACAGGAAAGUAA
Molecule: messenger RNA, 987 nt
Organism: Hemisphaericaspora subhashii
Lineage: Eukaryota; Fungi; Ascomycota; Pichiomycetes; Serinales; Debaryomycetaceae
Gene: GLC7
Product: type 1 serine/threonine-protein phosphatase catalytic subunit
Exons: 1
Coding region: 1-987 (328 amino acids)
Cellular component (GO): nucleus; cytoplasm
Molecular function (GO): protein serine/threonine phosphatase activity
Source: RefSeq, a predicted model, not a curated record